Ziziphus jujuba (common jujube) is the source of this 2175-nucleotide messenger RNA. RefSeq lists its product as uncharacterized. Bases 405 to 1790 code for a protein of 461 amino acids. Lineage: Eukaryota; Viridiplantae; Streptophyta; Magnoliopsida; Rosales; Rhamnaceae. The transcript has 3 exons. The record is from RefSeq and is a predicted model, not a curated record. Gene Ontology annotation, molecular function: protein binding.
AAAAAAAAAAAAAUUCAAAAUAGAAGGGCAAGGUUGAUAUUUACUUGGCCCGGAUCUGAAUUUUCAAAAAGUCAGUUUUCUUAAUUAAAAAUUAAAGAAAUAAAACUCAGUUUUCGUUUCAUCUGAUCAUUCUAACUCAAAAGUUUCAUCCUUUCAAACGAACCGUCGUGAUUCGAACCAUCAACGACGGCCAUCUGGUCCAGGUCUGGAGGCUGACGUCUACCUUCGGCUGCCUUCUGACGGUGACAAAUCCCUUCGCCUGCGCUUGGCGAUUCUACAGAACACGUAAUUGUAUAUCCCUGUUACGGCAGCAAAAGACACUUUGUUGCAUUAGACUUGUCCAACCAAAUUAAGGCCAAGUAUAAACUGGCUGAUAUACAUAUACCAGCUGCGGUGGACUGGUUAUGGAGAAUUUGAGGGAGGAUUUGUUGGUGGAGAUAUUGGUUAGAACAUCGGAGAAAGAUUUGGUGAGAUGUAAGUGCGUGUGCAAGUUAUGGCACCGCAUAAUUUCAAAAGAAGCAAAUUUGUUGCUGAGGAGGUUUUGGCCUAAUUCCCCCAUUUCUGGUAUCUACUUCCGGACUCUGUUGCUGCCCAAACGUUCUCAAUUCACCCGACCAUGUUGUAGUCGUUCUGAAAGACUGUCAUACAUUGAUUUUCUUAUUCAGUUUUCCGAUGUCACCGAUAUCAAUUUCGUAUCUUUGGCUCCUGAAACAGAGCCAGAGCGAAUUCAGCCGUCUUGGAUUCUCAUCGACUACUGCAAUGGCUUAGAGCUUCUGUUCGACUCAAGCUUUUGGCAAUACGUUGUUUUCAAUCCCACCACAAAACAACAAUCCUACAUUCCUAAAGCAUUUGAACACUCCAAAAAGUUUCACUUUUUGGUAGCUUUAGCUUUUGAUCCUAUAGAAUCCCUUCAUUACAGAGUCGUUCGGAUGAGUGAUGCCAAGCCCAUAGGCAAAUAUGAACAAAUUGGUCCCAAUGCCUCACUUGUUCUAGACGUGUUUUCUUCUGAAACUGGACACUGGGUUCGACAUCGUCUUCAACUGGGUACCAUUUUCACACGUAAUUCCGUGUUGUUUUGGAGGCAUUUCACUUACAUCCGUGGAGUGUUGUAUUGGAUGGUAAGCUCAUCCAAUAUUUUGUGCAUUGACUUUAAUAAUCUUGCCAAAACGCCUACCCGUCUCCUUCACGUCCCUUAUCGGGAGAAAGCUGUAUUAUCUCGUGUGAAUAAUUCAGAGUCAGAGGUUAACUCCGCUGAUAUGUGUAAAAUUGGAUGUCUUGGGGUGUCAAUGAACCACCUUUAUCAUUGUAGACGUAUAAGUAAGUUGGGUGCUUUCUGUGUUUGGUUUUAUGUUGAUGAUGGCAAUAGCAAUGGCCCUGGCGAAUGGGUUCUCAAAUUUAGUGUUUCCUACCGUUAUCUGCAAGACAUUAUUUUCGAUUAUCUUUCACUUCGCCGUAAAAUAUGGAUUGAACCCAUUGCUGUUAGCCCAACUGCUGAUGUCUUGUUCAUUGGAACUAAAGACUGGAUCUUAAGCUAUCAUUUUGAAAGCAAAAAACUUCAAUUGGUGUAUGGCGGAGCACCUAAUAGAGGUGUUGAUUGCUAUUUCUUCCCUCUCUCUAUGUUGCGCAAGUGCACUUGCCUAGUACAAUUUUAUAAGUUGGGCGAGGGGACUGCUGUAUCUACUCCACUGAAUCUAGUUGUGCUGAAAGAUUAUUUCGCUCUUUUAACUAAGCUUUGGUUGGGGAAGUUUGCUAUUGCUGUGGUGUUAAGAGGCCAAAAUAUAGGUGCCUAGUGAGGAUUUAAAGGGAAAUGGUGUUCGCUUGUGCUGGGGACGGUAAAAGGAAUAGCUGGGAGUUGUUGUCAUGUUUUGUUAUCGGUUAUAAUAGUUGAAUUUACUUUGGUGCGGUUAUUAUCAAAACUCUUUGCUUAAUUGUUUUUCUGUGGAUAGGACAAACUUAGCUUUUGCUAUGAAUUCUUAUCCAGAGGAAGUAUUUAAUUUCAGAAUUGGUAAAUUUUUACCUGGUUUAUCCUUUUGACUUAGAGGAUUUGUGUAAGAGGAUAAUGGAGAGUCUGGAGACUAGAGCUUGCUGUAAAGUUUUACGUUGUGUGGAAGAAAAAGAGAUAAAAAAAAUAGUAUCAAAAUAUGUCCAGUUGUGCAAUAAUAUUUCAUUUGAAUC